AUGUCGUCACAGCGGCCAGGCCCGAGCCGGAAUUCCCAAAGGCGCGAAAACGACGACGACUACCCGCCCUUACCACCGCAUCGCAGACUCUCCUUGCCGCCACCUCUUCCCUCGGAUCAUGCGACACACCCUCCACAAUCACGCCGACAUCCCUGGGAACCCGAGGCCCACACGUCCCAAGACCAGACCGAAUCAUAUCUCCACCUCAGGCGGCAUAUGGCAGAUAUAAACUUCCAGGCCGAAUACGACGAGCUAGUGGGAAACAGCUUGAGUGGCUUCACGGCUUUCAUGUCCGCUGCGCAUGAUGAUUUUGGUUUCUCUCGAGAUAGCAUCCAGAACCGGAGUCAGGAAUCCAAUAUACUCGACACACUACAGAACGAUCAGCGAGACGGCGGUAGUCGACGACAACCCCUCCAAUUGCCACCCGUCUUCGGUUACACGACCGUUCGAUCACUAAGUGGCCGUCAGCGACCCGACGGCACGGAAGACGACGUAGAGGCUGUCCGAGCCCUGUGGAAUCGCAGAGCUCAAUACAGCUCGUCGCCAUUUUCGCCACCCAGGAUGCCUCCCAACUUAUCGCCGCCCAACCUAUCCCCACUCCCUCCCUCAGAAGAGCCCCCUGAGGAGAACCGGAGAGUGAAGAGGAGGAAGCUGGACUCGGAGCGUGCUUCCCAGAGCUUCAGAGGAUUUCGGUAUGGGCGAUACGGGCAAGUUGAGCCCGGCCAGCUCAAGAUGGAAAUUCUAAGUUGUGACGGAGGACUAUACGAAAACGCCUCCCUGCAUGCCUAUGGAAACAUUCUGAAGGACGACAAGACUGUGUAUUGCACACAAUCAAACCGUUGCAACAUCAUUUUGCAGCAUCAGGGCGCAACGGUGUUUACAUUGAAGGAGCUCGUGAUCAAAGCGCCUUCAUCAAACUACUCGUCGCCUGUACGGGAGGGAAUGGUGUUUGUUUCCAUGAACCAAGACGAGACGCUUAAACGCACAGCGCAGUAUGAGAUACAAUACGCCCCAUCGAGGUCGGGUCGUCCAUCAGCGACAAGAGCGCUGGCCCCCAUCAUCUCGAUACGGCACCACGAGGAUGGUACAACCGUCACCAGAACACACACGCGGCAAAGGCGGCUAUACAGCUUAGGUCAUGACGACGAAGAGAACGUGCAAAGGACGGCGCAAAUUCCCACGGAGUUUUCCUCGCACCUACCGCCGUUCGACAUCACAACCGAGUGCAGUUAUGAGGAGACCGAUGACGAGGACACCCCGAGGAACCCCGUCAAUCGGCGAGCACCCAAUAGGAUUGGGUCCCUGCCGUUUGAGAGCGACAGCAGCGAUGAUGGCAACCCGUUUGCCUCAGACGAGUAUCGCUUCGAAGACUACUCCUUCGCGAACAGGCGUCGGGAUGCUGCCGACAUGUCGGCGGAGGUUGCCGAGGCGAACCAGACGUCAACGCAGGAGGCUGUGCGAGCUGUUGGCGGCGAGCUGAUGGCCCCUCAUGCCAAGUUCUUCAUCGAAAAGGACAAGAGCAAGUGUACCAUACGGUUUGAUCCCCCUGUUUCUGGGCGGUUUCUACUCCUGAAGAUGUGGAGUAGCAGCCGGGCAUCCGGCAGCAACAUUGACAUUCAAGCGGUACUCACCAAAGGAUUUGCGGGACCGAGGUAUUUUCCCGCGGUGGAGUUACGAUGA
Molecule: messenger RNA, 1680 nt
Organism: Colletotrichum higginsianum IMI 349063
Lineage: Eukaryota; Fungi; Ascomycota; Sordariomycetes; Glomerellales; Glomerellaceae
Exons: 2
Coding region: 1-1680 (559 amino acids)
Source: RefSeq, a predicted model, not a curated record